Messenger RNA from Herpailurus yagouaroundi (jaguarundi), 2546 nucleotides. RefSeq names its product opioid receptor delta 1 (gene OPRD1). Lineage: Eukaryota; Metazoa; Chordata; Mammalia; Carnivora; Felidae. Gene Ontology annotation, biological process: neuropeptide signaling pathway; G protein-coupled opioid receptor signaling pathway. Gene Ontology annotation, cellular component: neuron projection; plasma membrane. Gene Ontology annotation, molecular function: neuropeptide binding; G protein-coupled enkephalin receptor activity. Bases 1419 to 2408 code for a protein of 329 amino acids. The transcript has 3 exons. The record is from RefSeq and is a predicted model, not a curated record.
CUCAAUCUCAUAAAUCGUGAGAUCAUGACCUGAGCCCAAAUCAAGAGUGGGACGCUUAACCGACUGAGCCAUCCAGGCGCCCCUUUUCUGUCCUUUUCAUAGCAAUGUAUAAAUCUUCUGGAGUUACGGAGAGAACUUUCACUUGGCAUCAUGGUUCACCCAGAGUGAGGCCCAGUAAAUGUGGGUUGGUUUGUGCCCUUCCAUAAUUUUUACUUUUGGCCUUGUAAAUAGAGACCCCAAAUGUUGGAAGAACUAUUUUCCACCCCACCUAACUUACUUUUCAGAGAUUUUUCUACCUGCAUGAAAAUAAAUGAGUACUAAAAUUUUCUGUAUUUCAUGAGUCAAUAUGGCACUUGGAUACUGCCAAUUCUUUUGACUGUUGUUUGAAAAAUGAUAUAUAGACAGUCCCUGACUUAGGAUGUUUUGACUUAAGAUUUUCAACUUUACACUGGUGCGCAAGUGAUAGGCAUUCAGUAGAAAUCAUACUUUGAAUUUUGAUAUUUUCCCAGGCUAGCAUUAUGCCAGAAGAAAGAUACUUUCUCCUGGUGCUGGGCAGCACAGCUGGUGUGACUGCCAGUCCCAUCACAUGAUCAGGAGGGUAAACAACUGAUACACUUAAACCAUUUAGUGCCCACACAACCGUUUUGUUUUUCACUUUCUGUAAAGUAUUCAAUAAAUUAUAUGAGGUAUCCAACACUUUAAGAUAGGCUUUAUGUUAGAUGAUUUUGCUUAACUAUAGGCUAAUGGAAGUGUUCUCAGCACAUUUAAGGUAUGCUAGGCAAAACUGUCAUAGGUUAAGUGUAUUAAAUGUACUUUUAACUUCAGGAUAUUUUCAACUUGAUGGAUUUAUCAGGAGGAUCUAACCCCAUCAGAAGUUGAGGAAGAUGUAUAUUUGAAAUGUUUGUGUCACGAAUGUAGGACCCUUCUGAUAAAGAGUAAUAGUGUCCCUCGGAUUCUGAUUUUUUUUUUUUUUUUUGCCUUGGAAAGUAAUGCCACUUAAAACUGUGUCAUUCAUCUUUAGUGGUUUCUAGGCAGCUGGUGACACUCCUUCUGAGAAGCCUGCCUUUAGAACCGUUAUGUUACAGUAGCUGCUGGGCUUGCGUGUGGAACGCUGACGUCAUUGUGGGGUAAGAUACCACAGCGAGAUUAACUGAAUUGGAGAAGGUCUCACAAACCUGCAGGGCCCUGCCUUCACGUUUCCGGGACUGGCUCUGCAGCCCCUCUGCGGGGGGAACUUAGGGCGGACCUUCCGCCCCGCCCAGCCGCCGGGUUAGGACCCUGGACGGCGCGUGCGCCGCUCCCUCACCCGCGGUCGGGCGAGCCUGCGUCCUGCUAACCUGAUUCUCCAUAUUACUGCGACCUGGCUUGCAGUAGGCCGCCGCAGCCUAAGGGGCUGUUCUGCAUACCUUCGUUUUUGUAUGCCUUUCCCCUGCCCUGACGGAAUGGCUGUUUUACCUCCAGAAACUGGGUUCAGGAUGGGGUCUCUCCCCCUGUGCCAAACCCCUUACCUUCACAGGUACACUAAGAUGAAGACAGCCACCAACAUCUAUAUCUUCAACCUGGCCCUGGCAGAUGCACUGGCCACCAGCACACUGCCCUUCCAGAGUGCCAAGUACCUGAUGGAGACAUGGCCCUUUGGAGAACUGCUCUGCAAGGUUGUGCUCUCCAUUGACUACUACAACAUGUUCACCAGCAUCUUCACACUCACCAUGAUGAGUGUCGACCGCUAUAUUGCUGUCUGCCACCCUGUCAAGGCCCUGGACUUCCGCACACCUGCCAAGGCCAAGCUGAUCAACAUCUGCAUCUGGGUCCUGGCCUCAGGUGUUGGUGUACCCAUCAUGGUCAUGGCCGUGACCCGCCCCCGGGACGGGGCAGUGGUAUGCACCCUCCAGUUCCCCAGCCCCAGCUGGUACUGGGAUACGGUGACCAAGAUCUGCGUGUUCCUCUUCGCCUUCGUCGUGCCCAUCCUCAUCAUCACCGUGUGCUACGGCCUGAUGCUGCUGCGCCUGCGCAGCGUGCGCCUACUCUCCGGCUCCAAGGAGAAGGACCGAAGCUUGCGGCGCAUCACGCGCAUGGUGCUCGUGGUGGUGGGCGCCUUCGUGGUGUGCUGGGCGCCCAUCCACAUCUUCGUCAUCGUCUGGACGCUGGUGGACAUCGACCGCCGCGACCCGCUCGUGGUGGCCGCGCUGCACCUGUGCAUCGCCCUCGGCUACGCCAACAGCAGCCUCAACCCCGUGCUCUACGCCUUCCUCGACGAGAACUUCAAGCGCUGCUUCCGCCAGCUCUGCCGCAUGCCCUGCGGCCGCCCGGAGCGGAGCAGCUUUAGCCGCGCCCGCGAAACCGCGGCCCGCGAACGGGUCACCGCCUGCACCCCGUCCGACGGUCCCGGCGGGGGGGCUGCCGCGUGACCGCGCCGGCCCGCCCCGCCGCCGUCCUCCCACUCCCCGGGGUGACCUGGCCGACUCCCCGGGCUCGCAGGGGGCGGGGCCGCGACGCGGAGUGGGGCGAACAGGGCCCCUGUUUUGGAGAAGGGGGCCCGUGCUGGA